Messenger RNA from Jaculus jaculus (lesser Egyptian jerboa), 743 nucleotides. RefSeq names its product orosomucoid 1 (gene Orm1). The record is from RefSeq and is a predicted model, not a curated record. The transcript has 6 exons. The coding region runs from base 22 to 630 and encodes 202 amino acids. NCBI's taxonomy places the organism in Eukaryota, Metazoa, Chordata, Mammalia, Rodentia, Dipodidae. Gene Ontology annotation, biological process: regulation of immune system process.
CAGGUGUCGCUUACUGUCAGCAUGGCACUGCCCUGGAUCCUCACUGUCUUGAGUCUCCUGCCACUGUUUGAGGCCCAGAAUCCAGCCAAUGUCAGCAUCACAGCCAUGCCUAUCACCAAUGCCACUCUGAACUGGCUGGCUGGCAAGUGGUUCUACAUAGGCUCGGCUUUUCGCAAUCCUGAAUACAAGCAGGCAGCUGAACAGAUCCAGGCAGCAUUCUUUUACUUUUACCCCAACCUGACAGAGGACACAAUACUGCUCCGAGAGUACCAGACCAUGGAGGAUCGCUGUGUCUAUAACUCCAGCCAGCUGAGGGUCCAGCGAAAGAACGGGACCCUCUCCAAACUCGAGGGGGACAAGGAACACUUUGCCCAUCUGAAACUGCUUGAGGACCCCAGAAGUUUCAUGCUUGCCUUCCAGCCGGAGGACGAGAAGAAUUUGGGGCUAUCCUUCUAUGCUGAUAGUCCAGAUGUCUCCCAGGAGCAGAUAGGAGAGUUCCAGAAGGCUGUCAUCAGUGUGGGCAUGAAGAAGUCGGAAAUCAUGUAUACUGACUGGAAAAAGGAUCUGUGUGGGCCACUGCAGAGGCAGCCUGAGCUGCGGGAGAUGAAGGCAGAGGAGGAGAAGCCCUAGGAAUACCCGGCACUGGUUCAGCAUGCGAAGCCAUCCUCUCCCUGCCCAACACACACACACACCUGGUGUGUCUCAGUCCCUCUUUGUGGCAAUAAACCUUCUGCUUGAAAUGA